AUGUCCAACCCCAAACCUAGAGGAGAAGUUUGGAAAAACCCCGAAGAUGUGUCGUUGUGCAUGGUGGUGGUUGCGGUUGGUGAAGACGGUGACAAAGCUACCGGUCAAGAGAAGAAAAAAGUAUGGGAUCGUAUAUGGGAAAUGUAUGAAGCUUGCAAGCCACCCGGUUCCGUUAUUAGAUCGGGAGGAGGGUGUGAAGCUCGUUGGAGAAAGAUUAGACCGGGUUCCACAAGGUGGCAUGAAGCUCUUACCAAAGAGGAGGCCGCUCACGCAAGUGGUGAAAAUGCCACUGACUUGGAAGUGCAAGCUAGGUCUGUAUAUCGUACAUUGUCUUUGGGGGAGGAGUUUAAAUUUGCGCAUUGUUGGCCAAUAUUGAAGGAUAUAGAAAAGUUUAGCAAACCUUCGUCCUUGGAUGAUAAAAUCUCUAGUGGUCGAUCACCUAUUGACUUGAACGGAGAAGGUACACCCAUUGAGGGAACCCCAAGCCCUUCAAAUGUGCAUGCACGCCCUCCAAACCAAAAAGCUCAAAGGGCUGUUAAGAAAAGAUGCAAGCAAGAUGACACAUCUCAACUCUUAGCUCAAAUGAAAAGAAUUGCGGACCAAUGA
This is a messenger RNA of Fragaria vesca subsp. vesca, 606 nucleotides long. RefSeq lists its product as uncharacterized. The record is from RefSeq and is a predicted model, not a curated record. The transcript has 2 exons. Lineage: Eukaryota; Viridiplantae; Streptophyta; Magnoliopsida; Rosales; Rosaceae. The coding region runs from base 1 to 606 and encodes 201 amino acids.